Molecule: messenger RNA, 2016 nt
Organism: Miscanthus lutarioriparius
Lineage: Eukaryota; Viridiplantae; Streptophyta; Magnoliopsida; Poales; Poaceae
Source: the annotation of a GenBank genome assembly
AUGUCCACGUCCCCUGCAGUGCUCGACCAUGACCAUGGUCACCACCACCUCGUCUCCUCAGUCUCAUCCACCUCCACAGACUCGCCGGCACCGGCAAUGCCACCGCGGCCGUCUCUGCCGCCUACGAUCCCGGCGUGCGACCCGCACGACGGGACAGCGAGCCUGCAGCUCAUCGAGGACCUGACCACCCACGCUGGCGCCAUCCAGCAGCGCGUCCUCAGAGAGAUCCUCGCCAUGAACGCCGGCACGGACUACCUCCGCGGCUUCCUUGGCGCCUCCGACGACUCGGCCGAGGGACGCCACGCCGACGAGCUCGCGGCCACGUUCAAGGAGCGCGUGCCGGUCGUGGAGUACGAGGACGUCAAGCCGUUCAUCGAGCGCAUCGCCAACGGCGCCCCCUCGUCGCUCAUCUCCUUCAAGACCAUCACCGAGCUCCUCACAAGCUCCGGCACAUCCGGCGGGCAGCCGAAGCUGAUGCCGUCCACAGAGGAGGAGCUGGACCGCAAGACCUUCCUCUACAACCUCCUCGUCCCCGUAAUGAACAAGUACGUGGAAGGUCUGGACAAAGGGCGGUGCAUGUACCUGCUGUUCGUGAAGCCGGAGAUCAGGACGGCGUCGGGGCUGGUGGCGCGGCCGGUGCUGACGAGCUACUACAAGAGCCGGCACUUCCGGGAGCGGCCGGACAGCCCGUACACGCGGUACACGAGCCCGAACGAGGCGAUCCUGUGCCCGGACAGCGCGCAGAGCAUGUACGCGCAGCUGCUGUGCGGCCUGGCCCGACGCGGCGAGGUGCUCCGCGUCGGCGCCGUCUUCGCCUCCGCCUUCCUGCGCUCCGUCAAGUUCCUCGAGGUCCACUGGCGCGCGCUCUGCGACGACAUCCGCGCCGGCCGCGUCGACGCGGCGCGCGUCACCGACCCCGCCUGCCGGGACGCCGUCGCCAGGGUCGUGGCGCGGCCGGACCCGGCGCUGGCCGACGCCAUCGCCGCCGAGUGCGAGGGCGAGGGGUCGUGGCGGGGCAUCGUGCGCCGGCUCUGGCCGCGGACCAAGUAUAUCGACGUCAUCGUGACGGGGUCCAUGGCGCAGUACAUACCGCUGCUGGAGUUCUACGGCGGCGGCCUGCCGCUGGUGUCCACCAUGUACGCCUCGUCGGAGUGCUACUUCGGCAUCAACCUCCGGCCGCUGGACCGGCCGGAGGACGUGGCCUAUACGCUGAUGCCCAACAUGUGCUACUACGAGUUCAUCAAGGUGGAGAAGGACGGCGAGGAGGCUCGGGACGGGAAGGUCGUGGACCUUGUCGACGUCGAGGUCGGAGGCUACUACGAGCUCCUUGUCACCACGUUCACAGGUCUGUACCGGUACCGCGUGGGCGACAUCCUGCAGGUGUCAGGCUUCCACAACGCGGCGCCACAGUUCCGGUUCGUGCACCGCCGCAACGUGGUUCUCAGCGUGGACACCGACAAGACCUCCGAGGACGACCUCCUCCGCGCCGUCACGGCCGCCAAGCGCCUCCUGGCGCCGCUGGGCGGCGCCACCAUCCUCUCCGAGUACACCGCCUACGCCGACACGUCCUCCAUCCCGGGCCACUACGUGCUCUUCUGGGAGCUCACGCCGCCGGCCGCCGACAGCGACGAAGCCGUGGUCCACCGCGUCAUGGAGGCAUGCUGCGCCGAGGUGGAGGCCGGCCUUGACGCCGUGUACCGGCGGUGCCGGAGCCGCGACCGGUCCGUGGGACCGCUGGAGAUCCGCGUGGUGUCCCCCGGCGCCUUCGACGCGCUCAUGGACCUCUGCGUCUCCCACGGGUCGUCGGUGAACCAGUACAAGACGCCCCGCUGCAUCAAGCACCCCGACGCCAUCGCCGUCCUGGAGGCGCGCGUCGUCGGCAGGUUCUUCAGCGACACCAUGCCGCACUGGGAGCCCUUCAACGUCGUCGACGCCGCCCCCGCCUCCGCCGCCCCCACGGACGCGGACACCGGCCACGGCGCCGCCACCGCGAGCCUGAGCGAAGGCGCGCCGUAA